Exophiala viscosa is the source of this 1902-nucleotide messenger RNA. RefSeq names its product MFS transporter. Gene Ontology annotation, molecular function: carbohydrate:proton symporter activity. The coding region runs from base 111 to 1640 and encodes 509 amino acids. The record is from RefSeq and is a predicted model, not a curated record. The transcript is spliced from 3 exons. Gene Ontology annotation, cellular component: membrane. Gene Ontology annotation, biological process: transmembrane transport; carbohydrate transport. NCBI's taxonomy places the organism in Eukaryota, Fungi, Ascomycota, Eurotiomycetes, Chaetothyriales, Herpotrichiellaceae.
CUGGAGAUAUCGUUUUCCAUCCUCCCCGAAGAUAUCAGACAGCCAGUCCAGCAGUUUUGCCUCAAGCUGCGACGACGAUAGCUUCACAGCAACCUUGUCUUCUGCCCACCAUGGCUCUUCCCCCAAAAUGGUACCAGUUCCUCGUCAGCGUGUUCGCCUCCCUGGGAUCAUAUCUAUAUGGCUACGAUCUCGGUGUGAUUGCCGAGGUCGUGGCUAGCAGCACGUUCACGAAGAAGUUCCAUCCAGAUGAUACCCAAUCAGGCCUUGUGGUAUCCAUGUUCACCACAGGCGCUUUCUUCGGCGCUGCCCUCGGUGGCCCCAGCGGCGACUAUUUCGGCCGUCGCUGGACUAUCACCUUCGGCGCUGUGAUUUUCUGCCUGGGCGGAGGACUGCAGACUGGAGCACAGACCAUCCACUUCCUCUGGUCCGGACGAUUCCUGGCGGGCUUGGGCGUCGGCUUCCUCGUCAUGAUCAUACCACUGUAUCAGGCUGAGCUUGCGCAUCCGAGUAUUCGAGGCCGCAUCACAGCCCUGCAACAGUUUAUGCUAGGUGUAGGUGCGCUGGUUGCCUCUUGGAUCUCGUGGGCUACAUAUGUGCAUAUCCCCAACAACUCCGCACAAUGGCGCGUACCUCUAGGACUACAGAUCAUCCCUGCCGUCUUCUUGGCCUUGUUGAUCUUCAUGUUUCCGGAGUCUCCUAGAUGGCUCAUGGACCACAACAAAGCAGACAAAGCACUCAAAGUCCUCGCUCAGCUCCACGCUCACGGCAACGAAGAAGAUCCAUGGGUCAUGGCCGAGUAUGAACAGAUCCAGUCCUCUAUCGCAUUCGAACACGAGAACGAAGCGAAAUCCUACUUCGAACUCUUCCGCUCUCGGUCGUCCUUCAGACGCCUGUUUCUCUGCUGUGCAUUGCAAGCUUCGGUGCAGAUGACCGGUGUAUCAGCCAUACAAUACUACAGCGUCACCAUUUACGGGCAGAUAGGAAUCUCGGGCAACGACACUCUCAAAUACCAAGGCAUCAACAGUAUCAUCGCACUAAUCGCCCAGUUCUGCACGAUCUUAUUCAUCGACAAGACUGGUCGUCGCUGGCCUUUAAUUUUGGGCAAUCUCGGUAACAUGGUCACCUUCAUCAUCGCGACGAUUCUCCUGGCCAAGUUUCCCCCAGGGCUUUCGACGAACCAUGGCGCGCAGUGGGGGUUCAUCAUAAUGACCUGGCUUUACAACUUCAGCUUCAGUUGCACAUGCGGGCCGCUAAGCUGGAUCAUCCCCGCCGAAGUCUUUGACACACACACACGAAGCAAGGGCGUGAGUUUCGCCACCAUGACCAGCUUCGCGUUCAACACCAUGAUUGGACAAGUCACACCCAUCGCCAUGACGAACAUCGGUUACCGCUUCUACUUUGUCUUCAUCAUCUGCAACUUCACUAAUGCCAUCUUCUUUUGGGCAUUGCUUCCCGAAACGGCACGCCGCCCUCUCGAGGAGAUGAACUAUCUGUUUGAAAAUGCGCCGUGGAUUGUUGUCGGGACCACAAAGGACAGCUACGCCAGUCAUGAUCUGGAGAACAGGUUGAAUGAGAUCGCACAGCGAGCGGAGAUCAAAAGGAGCGAGAGUGUAAUGCAUGAUGAAAAGGUGGUGCAUUGAGAUGGACACCUGUGGGCUGCUCGACUCUGGUCUUUUCAAACGCUAACAGCCAUGAGGACCCCUUUCUCCGGAGAGGUUCGACAGUGGUCUUCUGGCAGUUGCAUGGCUGUUGGAGCCUAUCGCAUGUCUGUUGCAUGUGUGCAUGGAUGGUGACAUUGACGCAGCGUGCCCUUUCAUAUCCAGUCAUUGAUAUUGAGCUGCAUCUAAUGUGUCACAACAAUGAUAAAGAUACUUCAACAACCAUUUUCAAGCAGGAAAAAUG